Triplophysa rosa is the source of this 4596-nucleotide messenger RNA. It is a transcript of the gene b3galt1b, whose product is annotated as UDP-Gal:betaGlcNAc beta 1,3-galactosyltransferase, polypeptide 1b. The coding region runs from base 543 to 1529 and encodes 328 amino acids. The record is from RefSeq and is a predicted model, not a curated record. NCBI's taxonomy places the organism in Eukaryota, Metazoa, Chordata, Actinopteri, Cypriniformes, Nemacheilidae. Gene Ontology annotation, cellular component: membrane. The transcript has 6 exons. Gene Ontology annotation, molecular function: N-acetyl-beta-D-glucosaminide beta-(1,3)-galactosyltransferase activity.
CUCGGAGCGACAGCAGCGGAACUCCGGAGGAUGGAGGCGACAGCACCGCAGUUGUAGGAGAAGGAGUCUAAAUUGAUACUGAAACGAAAUCUCCUGAGAUAUAAAAUUGCAACCUCAAAGCAAAAAAAGUUUCCUCUGGAUGGUCGGAGAACAGAGGAGAGACUGUGGAACAGGGCGAAUGGAUCAUAUCUGAGUGUCUUCGUUUUGCUGAAUGGAGCUGUGACUGAUCUGUUCCUGCGUCAGGUUAUCAUCAUUGUGAGCAGAACUCAUUCCUAGGCAAUUACAAUGAUACGUCCUCCCAUCAGAAACUAGAAUGAUAAAUGAGUCUAGCGGAUCACGUGGAAGAGCGUCGGCGGGUGGACGGAUGCUCAUCGAUUUUCCAUGAAGGACACACGCUGGAUUCUCAGCAUCCAUUUCUGACCGUUAACGUCACGCAAGCGCGCAGAUGCGGCAAAGAUCUGCAUAUCUGCCUGAGGUCACGUCGCUAAUGGCUGGAAAGCCGUUCGAGAUUUACAGCUUCGACCGCACGUGAACGCCUCACAAUGCCUUCCAAAGUCUCAUGUCUGUACGUGCUGACGGUCAUCUGCUGGGCGAGCGCUCUCUGGUACCUCAGCAUCUCCCGACCCACGUCAUCCUACGUGAGCCAGCAGUCCACGCCCGCACGCAAAGCCGCCAGAAGGGCCACCAACGUCACCUUCGGGAACAUCAGGACGCGGCCACUGAACCCCCACGCAUUCGAUUUCAUCAUCAACGAGCCCAAGAAGUGCGAGACCAACGUUCCCUUCCUGGUGAUACUCAUAACCACGACACACAAGGAAUUCGACGCCCGGCAGGCCAUCCGAGAGACGUGGGGCGACGAGAGCACGUUCAGUGACCUCCGCAUCAUCACGCUCUUCCUGCUGGGACGCAGCGCGGACGCCGUGCUCAACCAGAUGGUGGAGCAGGAGAGCGAGAUCUUUCAUGACAUCGUGGUGGAGGACUUCGUCGACUCGUACCACAACCUCACGCUCAAAACCUUGAUGGGAAUGCGCUGGGUGGCCACCUUCUGCAACCAGGCCAAGUACGUGAUGAAGACGGACAGCGAUAUCUUCGUCAACAUGGACAACUUGGUGUAUAAACUCUUGAAGCCGGCGACCAAACCCAGACGGAGGUACUUCACCGGUUACGUCAUCAACGGGGGACCUAUAAGGGACAUGCGCAGCAAGUGGUACAUGCCCAGAGAUCUGUAUCCGGAGAGCAAGUACCCUCCGUUCUGCUCGGGCACGGGGUACGUGUUCUCCGCCGACGUGGCCGAGCUGAUCUACAAGACUUCUCUGCACACCAGACUCUUACAUCUGGAGGAUGUUUACGUCGGCGUGUGUCUCAGAAAGUUGGCGAUUCACCCGUAUCAGAACAGUGGCUUCAAUCACUGGAAAAUGGCUUACAGUCUCUGCAGGUACCGGAGAGUCAUUACCGUACAUCAGAUCUCCCCUGAGGAGAUGCACCGGAUCUGGAACGACAUGACCAGCAAGAAACAUCUCAAGUGUUAGAUGCCCGAGGACGUGAUGUGCCCUUUUUUUAUUCCCAUAAUGCAAAAGAGGUUUGGGGCGCGUGGAGCACAUACUGUAGAAAACUAAAACCCUUUCGAGACAUUAAAGCGAGCAAACAAGCAUAGAAAUGGAUGUGAUGAUGUAACAGUGGGAUGAGAAUUGAUUUGUUAAUAUUACAACUGUGCUGGUCUGUUUAAAAGCGAAAGAAUACGUGAACGCACACUUGUACAUGAUCGCAGGAGGUGUUUUCAUGCAGAUGCAAAGCCAAUGCGCAUCAGAUCAGAUGGAUGUCUGUGAAAUUUCGUGUCGUUUUUGCCUAGCCAGGACCGAGCAGAACCUGUGAACACAGAAAACCUGCACUUCUGUGGAGUCUGAACACAUGCAGAUUUAUUCAUACAGAUAUUUUGGUUCAUUUAAGUGAUCGAAUUCCAUAGAAUUACACAUAUGAAUAAGUGCAGUGAAAAGUAGAUUUUUUGCUGUUGGACAAAGGAUGGAUCAAACCCUUACAGAAAAAACUCAUGAAAACAUCAACCAGAUCCCAUGGGUUUCACAUCUCUUACAAAAAAGGUUUAUUUAACUGUGCUAUUCAUUUACUAAAAAUAAGAAAACCUUCAGGUACUUUUUUAUGUACUUGUGUAGUUUUAAACUAGUGUACUCAAAGUUUACUACUUUUGCACUUACAUUGAUGCAUUUGGCAGACGCUUUUAUCCAGAGUGACUUACAUUGCAUUAUACUAUACAUUUGGUUUUAUGUGCAAUCCCUGGAAUCGAACCCAUGACCUUGGUGUUGCUAGCGCCAUGCUCUAACCACUGAGCUACAAGAAAGCUAGUUUAUAGAAACAUACAUUUAUGUAAACUAAAAAGUGAUCCAGUUUAUAAUUGAUAUAUUCUGUAUAGUACUUACUACAUAAAGUAUACUUCAUAUAUACUUGAACCUUGCUUACUUUUAUUGAAUGAAAUGAGCUUGAAGUAUACUUAUUUUUGCAAGAGAUGAGAGUUUACAUGGGAUUCACGUGAAAAUGUGUGUUUUGCACAUGUGCGAUUCAUGUGGCUUUUCUGUGAAGUUUAACAGUUUCAUUUCAGUAUACGAGACUUUUAUUUCCAUGUUCAAAAUCAUAAACGCUUAAAGAAAAACAACCACAGCAAUGUAUAGUUCAUUAUUUACAAAUCUAAAAUUAUUUUCUUACUCCUGGAAUCCAAGCAUUGCUUUGGAAACGGCUGACACGUUUAUAGUUUUAUUGUAAAUGAAAGUUGCUUUAGUAUGUAGUGAGUAUUUACUGUACAUGAUCAAUCCUGUAGACACACGCGGUGAAGGUAUGCUGUAACUCUGACGUUUAUCGAAGCACUUUGAAAAGAAAUGUGAAAAAAAACGCGUUUUUGUAUUCAUCGGGAAAUGAUCGUGUUGAGGCCAAAAUGUGAUUGAUAUGUAUUUUUCUUGAUAAAUUGUUAUUGAGGGGUAGUGACUUUUAACUGUGAGAACAACAUACUAUCCCUAUGGGUACGAUUGUAUUAUACUGUGUAUUUUUUACAUAAAAAUAUAUAACAGUGUGCUUUUUUUAGAAGUGUUGACAUUUUAUUUAUAUUGGUUUUCUAUAUUACGUUAGCACUAAGCAAGAGAUCCUUUUUUUGUCAAUAUACAGUAUAGUUAAUCUAGUAAUGUAGUCCAACUGUUGGGUGUUUAAGUUUGCCAAACAACAUUUCAACUUUCACCCUUCAAGGGCAUUUCAGGAGAUGACAAAUCUGAAUAUAAAGUAGAAAUCGUCCAUUUCAUAAACAAGCAUUUGUUUGCUUAUUUUAUGAUUGGUUCCAAUUGUUUUUAUUUACACACACAUCAAGCUUAUUCCUGCGGUGAGACUUUUGAAUCAGGUUUUAAAGUGCCCAAUCCAACACGAAUUCACCAGUCGCCGGUUCUGCCAAAUUCUGGCACGGCGCAGUCCGGUCAGACGGCUCGCCAUGUGCCAAACAAUGAUGUUGCCAAAUUCUGUCGGCACCCUUGACUAAUAAAGACAGUCUUUGGCAUCGUCCGUCUGUGUAAUGCAGCCAGCGCUUUUUACAACCCAUUUCUGUCAGAAAUUGCUGCCUAUUAUGGGAUGGCUUCCAGGGAAGCUGUUGUCAGGGCAGGAUUAAAAAUCAGCGUCCACAAGUGAACAUCUUGAUCUAAAAACGAGCAUUUUCUGUGAACAGUUUGCGCAUUAGCGUUCGGUUUUGGAGGCACAAAUCACUUAUAUGUAGUGUGGCUCUAAAAUGAAUUGCUAAAGUGAUUCAAAUUAUAUAUUUAGUUCAUUGCCAAGUUAAAAAAGAAUCUUUUUAUUACCAAUCUGCUUUACACGAUUUCCCCCCAAUUACAACAAUCUAGUAACAAAUUGAAGAAAUUCAUCUCAUUCCAGUGUCUUGUUUAUUUUUACUCAAUCAGACAAGUGUUUUUCUUUUAAUUAUGGGAAACAUGUCAACGACUACAAACCAAUGUUUACAUGCAAACCUGCCGAGUGCUAGCUUGUCUUUUCAUUGUUAGAGAAUAACUUUGACAUCAGAAUUUGAAAUUUUAUUUAGACGUGAACACUUUUGCAAAGCUUUUCUAAACUAAAAUGGAUCCUCUAAUACUUUCUAAAUGCUUUAAAGAAAGUCUCUGCACUCGGCUUCCAUGUUUGCGUGCACCUCCAGGCAGCAAUUCCGGCCAUACAAGAUCAAGUCUUAUCUACUUAAAGCAAGACUGAUAGGAGACAUCAAAUGUAUUAUAUUUUGUUUUUCAAAAUGUCAUUGCACUAAACACUUUUUUCCACUUUUGAUCGUUGCAUUUUACUAAUCCCAGUCAAAGAACGGCGUCAUCUUGUUGUGGUAAUUCUAUGGUUGUCGUUGGUUUGAUGUCUUUGGGCUUUUUCUGAAGGUCUACCUCCUCAUUUCACUGACAAUGUGUUGAAAAUAAAAUUCAUAGAAAUACUUUUAAAACAAAUCCUAUGGUGCUGUAUUGAUCAGUGGUUGAUAUUAAAGUCUAGCAGGUCAGAUGGGUGAGAGCUUUCAGUCUUUUGAUGACAUUCCUUUCAAAAUGAGGCUAAAUAAAGUUUGCUAAA